AUGCGUCAACAAAGAUUCAAUGAAGCAACUUUUCAUGAAUUUGUGAGAUCCAACGUAGUAAUGUGCACAAAGACGACAUAUGGAGAUCUAAAUCGCUUGAAUGAUCCCGAUAACCAUCAGCUGUGGAACAUUGCUAAUAGAAUGACGGCUGAGAUAGCCAGGGCAAUUUCAACAAAGACGGCACGAUUUAUGGUAAACGUGUACGAAAGACGCAAGUUUCAUGUUGAGACUCCCCUACGAGGAGUUCAGCCUCUUCCGUUGCCUAGAUCACUUUAUGAUUGUGUUGAGGACGGAAUCUUGCACAUUGACAGAGCAGCCCGUCUAAUUUUGUCGAAGAUGCAUCGCCAAGAGUUUAGCGAAGCGGUCUACUACGUAAGAGUUUAUCAGAUCCAAUAUCGUUCUACGCGCUAA
This is a messenger RNA of Cylicocyclus nassatus, 411 nucleotides long. NCBI's taxonomy places the organism in Eukaryota, Metazoa, Nematoda, Chromadorea, Rhabditida, Strongylidae. The record is from the annotation of a GenBank genome assembly.